AUGCGUCAUAGUGAAGAUCCUUCGUUCUUCUAUUCCUUACUACUAGAUACUGAGCAAAUGAUUACGAACAUAUUCUGGUCAGAUUGUAAAAUGAUCAUUGAUUAUGGCCAAUUUAGAGAUGUUAUCAGUUUCGACACAACGUACAAAGUGGUACACGGCAACAGACCAUUUGCAAUUUUCUUGGGUAUGAAUCAUCACCGGGAGACUCCUGUGUUUGGAGUAGCCUUAAUGUAUGAUGAGACAAUGGAUUCGUUUGUCUGGUUAUUUGAAACGUUCUCGAAAGUGAUGGGCGGAAAAGCGCUAAAAAUGAUUAUUACGGAUCAAGAUGCUGCAAAGGCGAAGGUAUUAAAGCAGGUGAAUAACUUUGAUGCAUCUCUAUUCUUAUAUUAUCUCAUGCUGAAAACAAUCGUAUUAUUUCAGUCGUAUUUUUUGGAUUUGCAUGUUUGCAACACGGAAGAACCUACUGUUUCUGUUAAAUGUGUUGAAGGAAUAAAGAAGGUCAUCUUAAAAUUAAUGUUCCAAAUUGAGGAAGAGAAUGAUUUUAUUAAGGAAUGGGAUUUAAUGAUUGCAGAGUAUGGUGUUGCUGGUAAUAAGUGGCUUUCCACUUUGUUAGAUUUAAGACAUAAAUGGGCCCUGGCAUUUGUCAAACACGACUGGUCUGCAGGAAUGAAUAGCACUCAAUUGAGUGAAAGCUUCAAUGGUCAAUUGAAGUAUUACCUUUCCAGACAACUUAUUCUACCAGAAUUCUUCACACACUUUGACAUAUUGUUGUCCGACAAGCGAUACAAGGAGUAUGAAACUGAGUAUGGUUUGGUGGAGAGGCAACCGGAACUAAAAACAAGGUGCCACAUAUUACGUCAAGGGGGGAAGGUGUACACCAAGGCAAUAUUUCAGCUUUUCUAG
Cornus florida is the source of this 903-nucleotide messenger RNA. Its product is annotated as protein FAR-RED IMPAIRED RESPONSE 1-like. The coding region runs from base 1 to 903 and encodes 300 amino acids. NCBI's taxonomy places the organism in Eukaryota, Viridiplantae, Streptophyta, Magnoliopsida, Cornales, Cornaceae. The record is from RefSeq and is a predicted model, not a curated record. Gene Ontology annotation, biological process: regulation of DNA-templated transcription. The transcript has 2 exons.